UUUCCUCCUCCUCCUCCCGCGGCUCCUCGGCACUCCCGUGCGCGGCGGCGGAGCGCCCAGGCGCAGCCCGGCAGCAGGGUGCGGCGGCGGGCGCGGGCUCGGUCUCCCCCGUCCUCCUCCCCCAGCGGCCGGUGCGAGGAUGUCCCGGAGACCCCGGCACAGUAUAUAUAGCAGUGAUGAUGAUGAUGAAGAUGUUGAGGUGUAUGAUCACGAUUACGAUGGUCUGCUUCCUAAGACUGGAAAACGUCACUUAGGAAAAACCAGGUGGACCCGCGAAGAGGAUGAGAAGUUGAAGAAGCUUGUGGAGCAGAACGGCACAGAAGACUGGAAAGUCAUUGCCAAUUUCCUUCCUAACCGGACGGAUGUUCAAUGCCAGCACCGAUGGCAGAAGGUACUAAACCCAGAACUUAUUAAAGGUCCGUGGACUAAAGAGGAGGAUCAAAGGGUAAUAGAGCUCGUGCAGAAAUACGGUCCAAAGCGCUGGUCGGUCAUUGCUAAGCAUUUGAAGGGAAGGAUUGGAAAACAGUGCAGGGAGAGGUGGCACAACCAUUUGAAUCCAGAAGUGAAGAAAACCUCCUGGACAGAAGAGGAAGAUAGAAUUAUUUACCAGGCACACAAGAGGCUGGGAAACAGAUGGGCAGAGAUUGCAAAAUUGCUGCCUGGACGAACUGAUAAUGCUAUCAAGAACCACUGGAACUCCACCAUGCGCCGAAAGGUUGAGCAGGAGGGCUACCUGCAGGAGUCCUCCAAAGCCUGCCACUCCUCAGCAGCUGCUGGCUUUCAGAAGAACAACCACUUGAUGGCCUUUGCUCACAACCCAUCGCCGCCCGCCCAGCUGCCGGUGGCCAGCCAGCCCCCGCUGGGCAGCGACUACCCCUACUACCACAUCCCUGAGCCACAGAACGUUCCUGGUCAGAUCCCGUAUCCAGUAGCACUGCAUGUAAAUAUUGUCAAUGUACCUCAGCCAGCUGCUGCAGCUAUCCAGAGACACUAUAAUGAUGAAGACCCUGAGAAAGAAAAGCGAAUAAAGGAAUUAGAGUUGCUACUAAUGUCGACUGAGAAUGAACUGAAAGGGCAGCAGGCAUUACCAACACAGAACCACACAUCAAACUACCCCGGCUGGCACAGCACCACGAUUGCUGACAGUACGAGGACCAGUGGUGACAGUGCACCUGUUUCCUGUUUGGGGGAACAUCACCACUGUACUCCAUCUCCACCGGUGGAUCACGGUUGCUUACCUGAGGAAAGUGCAUCCCCUGCACGGUGCAUGAUUGUUCACCAGAGCAACAUCCUGGACAAUGUUAAGAAUCUCUUAGAAUUUGCUGAAACACUCCAGUUAAUAGACUCCUUCUUAAACACCUCAUCCAAUCACGAGAGCUUGAACCUGGACAACCCUGCGCUUACCUCCACUCCGGUGUGCGGCCAUAAGAUGGCAGGUACCACCCCGUUCCACAGGGACCAGGCUUUCAAAGCCCAGAAGGAGAACCACGUUUUCAGGACUCCAGCAAUCAAGAGGUCGAUAUUAGAAAGCUCUCCAAGAACACCCACUCCAUUCAAAAACGCACUUGCAGCUCAGGAAAUCAAAUACGGUCCUUUGAAGAUGCUGCCUCAAACUCCAACUCAUCUUGUAGAAGAUCUGCAGGAUGUUAUCAAGCAGGAGUCGGAGGAAUCUGCAAUAGUGGCUGGGCUACAUGAAAGUGGACCCCCUUUGCUGAAGAAAAUCAAACAAGAGGUGGAGUCCCCAACAGAUAAAGCUGGGAAUUUUUUUUGUUCAAAUCACUGGGAAGGAGAAAACCUGAACACUCAGCUCUUUACACCGGGGUCUGCUAUGGAAGAUGUGCCAAAUCUUCUUACCAGUUCCAUUUUAAAGAUGCCUGUGUCUGAAGAAGAUGAUAGUUUUCACAAAACAGUUGCAGUACCUAGAAACAGGCCACUGGCUAGUCCUCUACAGCACCUGAACAACACCUGGGAGUCAGCGUCCUGCGGGAAGAUCGAGGAUCAGAUGGCUCUGACAGACCAGGCACGCAAAUACAUGGCCACCUUCCCCACCCGGACUCUGGUGAUGUGAAAGGGUCGACGCACAGAGAAGCAUUAUGGUUUUGAGAACACUUCACCUCCUCUGGGAAAUUCCUGUUCCUCUGCAUGAGAACUUUUCAUGAAUGGGAGAGGAGCCUAUCUUUGUUGUGGUACAACAGUUGGGAGAAGCACAAAGUGCAUUUAGUCACUCGGCAUAUAUAUUCUUGUUGGAUUUCACCCAACUUAAGAGUUUGUGUUUUUUUAAUGAUACUUGCCUAAAUUAUUAGGUAUUGAGUUUGAAUCAGUAAUUAAUGAUCUUAAGUGCGGUCUUAUAAUAAAGAUAAUUUUUCUUGUACUUUUUGAGAUCAAGCAGACUUAAUACACCAGUAUUGUUAUUUCAGUGAUGUGCUAGCCAGGGGUGGGGUUUAGUUUGUUUCUUUUUUUUUUUAUUUUGUUUUUUAAUAAUAAAAGAGCAGGUACUCAAACAGAUAUAUUUUAAAUCACUGAACAAAACGAAUUGGUGUAAAAUACCGAAGUGAAAAGCAUUACUACAAACGCUUGUCUGUGCAAAAGGGGAAAGCUGAUCAAGAUCGUGAAUGCUCAAACAUCCAUGCCUCUUGAAAUACUCCUUUCUGUUUUGGUUCUAGGCCAUUAUACAUUGUGUGUUUCUGUGGGGUGGGGGGGUGGGUAAUUAGCUUGCUUUAAAAAAUAUUACUGUAUGAAACAUAGAUUUAUGAGAAAAAUUAUAUUUUUAUUCAGUAAUUUAAUUUUGUAAAUGCCAAAUGAAUACUGUGUUUUGCUGCUACAGACCUUAGCGUGUAGACAUGCUGCUAGUGUAAAAGGAGCAGUAGAGCUUUACAUGGAAAAAAACAAAUGUUGAUGUUAGCUAAUUGACUAUGCACUAGCAUUUCAGACCUUUUUGUUUUAAUUUUUUUUUACAUCAUUUAUAUUUUGUCCCCCUUUUUUUAUAAGCAAUAUUUUUGAACACUGUUCUUGGGAGAUUUUUAUUUGUGUGGAUGUGUUGUUUUAUUUCUCAUUGGUUUGUAACAGCAUGCAUUGCACCUUCAUAUGUUUGGGAGAACACUGUCUUGUUCAUGUCGUCUCUUUUGUCCCAUGUCUAGCUAGUUGUUCCCUAACUUGGGUCUUGUGUACUGAAUCAGGUUCUUAGAAAUACAUGGUUCUUUUUACCGCCAUACAAUGAUCUUUAUUGAUAUGGCAAAACACUGAUUUUAUUUUAUUUUUUUUAUUUUUGUGUGUUUUUAUAACAGCCUAUGACUUUGCUGCCUUAAUAGCAUUUGGUGCAGCUUUAUCUGCACUUAAUUUUUUAUACAACAAUGUACUGCCUUGUAGAUAAAUAAAGUGUGUUCUUUUUUACUUAAACC
Molecule: messenger RNA, 3398 nt
Organism: Hirundo rustica (Barn swallow)
Lineage: Eukaryota; Metazoa; Chordata; Aves; Passeriformes; Hirundinidae
Gene: MYB
Product: MYB proto-oncogene, transcription factor
Exons: 15
Coding region: 140-2068 (642 amino acids)
Biological process (GO): regulation of DNA-templated transcription
Cellular component (GO): nucleus
Molecular function (GO): RNA polymerase II cis-regulatory region sequence-specific DNA binding; DNA-binding transcription factor activity, RNA polymerase II-specific
Source: RefSeq, a predicted model, not a curated record